Molecule: messenger RNA, 1540 nt
Organism: Danio rerio (zebrafish)
Lineage: Eukaryota; Metazoa; Chordata; Actinopteri; Cypriniformes; Danionidae
Gene: stard10
Product: StAR related lipid transfer domain containing 10
Cellular component (GO): membrane; motile cilium; cytosol
Molecular function (GO): lipid binding
Source: RefSeq, marked validated
GCUCGUGCUGCAUCACUCCGGGAAACACGUACGCGUUUAUCACUUCCCACACACACUCAUAUAUGAGGAUAUUUACACACAGUCGCGCGCGUUUAGCAGGAUAUUUAAACUCACGCGCGCGACACACGCCUGCGGGAAACGCGCAUUUCAGCAUAUGUUUGCAGACCAGACGGAGAAACCGCCCGUGCGCUCCUCCACCUCACAGAGAGACACAGGCAAACCGCAGGAAAAGUCAACUUUAAAGCAAACUCUCAGCUUUCAUCCACACCGGGGUCCGCUUUGAUCUGCGUCGCCGCGGCUCCGGGAGCGGGAACCGCAGGAGGAGGAUGAUGAUGAUGAAAACCGGGGAUGAAGAGGUUCUGAUCCCGGACGACCGAGCAUUCAGCCGGUUCAAACACGAGUGUGAGGCGGAGGCGGGCUGGACUGUCACACACAACAAGAGCAACAUCUGCGUGUGGAUCCAGCUGCUGGAGGAGGACAAGAGUUUACACAAGAUCAAGUGUCGGAUGACAUGUAAGGACAUUCCAGCAGAGACUAUGUAUGAUGUGCUCCACGACAUCGAAUAUCGGCGGAAAUGGGACGCGAAUGUCAUCGAAACGUUUGACAUCGGCAAACUGACGGUCAAUGCAGAUGUUGGAUAUUACUCGUGGAAGUGUCCAAAGCCGCUGAAGAACCGUGAUGUCAUCACCCUGCGCUCGUGGCUGCCAAUGGGGAACGAUUACAUCAUCAUGAACUACUCCGUCAAGCACUCAAAAUAUCCUCCUAAGAAGGAUCUGGUUCGAGCCGUUUCCAUCCAGACCGGAUACCUGAUCCAGCGCACCGGCCCCUCCAGCUGCACACUCACAUACCUGGCACAGGUGGACCCAAAAGGUUCUCUUCCUAAGUGGGUCGUUAACAAGUCUUCCCAGUUACUGGCUCCCAAAGCGAUGAAGCGCAUCAGUAAAGCGUGUGCGCGGUAUCCCGAGUGGAAGCAGAAGCACAGUCCGGGCUUUAAGCCGUGGUUGUUCCCGGAGCAGAACCCGCUGUCCAGCAUCCCCAUGUCUGAACUCUCCAUCCAGCACGCAGAGUCACUGGAGAACAUCGACGAGAGCGCGCUGAGCGAGAGCAGAGACGAGCGCGCUGAACACAGUGACGAGGACAACGCUAACAACUGACACACACACACACACACACACACACACACACACACACAUACAAACAAAUAGACAAACUCAUAACCCCCCCACCCAACCACACAAGCACACACACACACAAACACACAUACAUAUAGACAAACACAUAAACCCACACACACUUAUAACAAUGCCAACUGACACACUGAACAUGCACACACACACUCUCUCUCUUUUUCUCUCUCACUCACACACACAGACACUUACACAGACUCAAACACACACAUACACUCACACCUGCAUGUGGUUUGACUCCACACACACACACACACACUCGGGGCGCUGCUGCAUGGCUGGAGUUCAGAGAAUGAUGAUGAUGAUGAAUGUAGAGAUGAAGAAUUAAACCAAUUACUGCCUGUGUUUUUGGA